Messenger RNA from Vicia faba (fava bean), 1332 nucleotides. The record is from the annotation of a GenBank genome assembly. Lineage: Eukaryota; Viridiplantae; Streptophyta; Magnoliopsida; Fabales; Fabaceae.
AUGGCGGCGAGUUCUAGAGGCUUCUCAACGACGCAGUUCGAUUUCAAGCUCAGAGCAACGCGGCUCAAUGUUGCUCUGUUACCGAACAAUUACUUCCCGGAGUUAUGCCGGAGAAAACGGAGAAAGGUGUUUUCCGAUGCCGAACGAGUUCGACUCGGUAAUCUCGAUUUCCGAUGCUGUUGUUCUGAUUCGGUUGCUCCGAUUCGUAGAACGAGUGGAGGUGAUAAAAUUGAGGAACGGAGAUUCGAUCCGAAGAAAAACCCUCAAAUUCAUAGAGUUAGGACUCGAGCUACUCCAGCUGCAAUGCCGUUCGCUUCUCCACCGUCCCUUUUGAAGCAGGAAAAGUUCUCUCCUCGUUGCACCCCGAGAAAUUCUGGUCCACAGUCACGAGACACCCCGCCCAAAAGAGACACUGGUAUAGCAAAUGAGAAGGACUGGGGUAUCAGCCUGUUAAAUGAAAAUGUUAAGGAGUCCGGCACUAACGAAGAUGGGAGUACCUGGUACAGAGAAAAUGGGGAAGAGCUGGGUGAAAAUGGAUAUAGAUGUAGAUGGACAAGAAUGGGUGGUCAAUCCCAUGAUAGUUCAUCAGAAUGGAAAGAAACGUGGUGGGAGAAGAGCGACUGGACUGGAUAUAAGGAGCUAGGUGUAGAGAAAUCUGGCAGAAAUUCUGAGGGAGAUUCUUGGUGGGAAACAUGGCAAGAAAAUCUUCAUCAAGAUGAAUGGAGUAACAUAGCAAAAAUAGAGAGGAGUGCACAAAAACAAGCAAAAUCAGGAACUGAAAAUGCUGGGUGGUAUGAGAAAUGGUGGGAAAAAUAUGAUGCUAAAGGUUGGACUGAAAAGGGGGCACAUAAGUAUGGUAGACUGAAUGAACAAUCGUGGUGGGAAAAGUGGGGAGAGCAUUAUGAUGGAAGAGGAUCUGUUCUCAAAUGGACAGAUAAAUGGGCUGAAACUGAACUUGGAACAAAAUGGGGAGACAAGUGGGAGGAGCGGUUCUUUAAAGGCAUAGGUUCGCGUCAUGGGGAAACAUGGCAUGUAUCUCCAAGCAGUGAACGUUGGUCAAGAACUUGGGGAGAAGAGCACUUUGGAAAUGGGAAAGUCCAUAAGUAUGGAAACAGCACAACCGGUGAGAGCUGGGACAUAGUUGUAGAUGAAGAAACUUAUUAUGAGGCUGAACCUCAUUAUGGAUGGGCGGAUGUCGUGGGUGAUUCAAGCCAACUCCUUUCGAUUGAGCCCCUGGAGAGACCACCUGGUGUCUUCCCUAGUUUAGACUUCGGUUCACCUCCAUUGUCCCAAACAGAUGAUCCACCAGAUGAUUUUCCCUCGUCGCAGUGA